AUGAAGUUCCUCGGCGUGGUGUUGGCCCUGACAGGCCUGCAAGUGGUGCGCACUGCAGCGCAGACUGUUCUCCGUGAGCACAUUUGGAGUACAGUAAUAUACUCUCGAUAUGGAGAUCGUACUCCAUAUAUCCUUCCAACAUCGAAUACUUUGACCCCACUAGGCGCUACGCAGAUGUACAGUGCAGGAACCAGAUUCCGAGAACGCUAUCUUGUGUCGGCACCCGGCAAUGGUAACACGGUCAUUCAGGGCAUCUCCCCUUUUCAGCUGGACAACGAUCAAGUCUCGGUUGUGUCACUGAAUGACCAAUUCAUCGUGGCUUCUGCUCAGGCCUUCAUGCAAGGCUUGUACCCGCCUCUAAUGGCCUCUUCUAACGCCACCUUCAUCAAUGGGCAGUCGCAACUCGCCAACGGAUCCAAUAUCCUUUCUCCUCUGGACGGGUAUCAGUACCCUCAAAUCAGCGCAGUAUCACCACUUGACCUCAACUCGAUUUGGCUGAUGGGCGCGAAUAACUGCCCUAUGUACUCUGCAUCCAGAAGCGACUAUUUCAAUUCGGCAUUCUAUGAUAAUCUCUUGGAGACGAAUCAGGAUUUCUACCGUAGCCUCCAGCCUGCGCUGCUCAACGGCAUCUUCGCCAACUCUAGCGUCAAUUAUCUCAAUGCGUACCUCAUCUUUGAUUAUCUGAACUACGGAUCCGUUCACAAUAGCAGCUUUCUCGAUGAUCUCUCCUUCGAGGAUCUGACACGAGCGAAGAUCCUUGCAGACAACUGGGUCUUGGCAACGUAUGGCAAUACCUCAGUCUCUGGCCUGACUGAAGGAGAUCGUAUUCGAGCCAUUGCCGGUCGAACGCUCGCCAACAAGAUCGUAUCGGCUCUGUAUGGGAACAUCAACACUGCCGGCACGCUUCACAAAAUGACGCUGUUGUUUGGUGGAUUUGAGCCCAUGGUUUCCUUCGCAGCUCUUGCCAGCCUUGCAUCGGAACAGAAUCCGCAAUUUCUUGGCAUCCCAGAAUAUGGUUCAAGCAUGGUCUUCGAGCUCUUUUCGUUGACCGAAAACGACACAGACAUCUACCCUGCAACGGCAGACCUCAAUGUCCGAUUCUUCUUCCAGAACAGCACCGACGAUACAUCUAAUUUGGUUGCAUAUCCACUCUUCGGGAACGGUCCUAGUGGAAUCAGCAUGACUUUGAGCGAAUUCGUAGCUGACAUGCAAAAAAUCAUGAUUUCGAGUGUCGGAGACUGGUGCCAGACGUGUGCCAGCGUUAGCAUCUUCUGCCCUGCGUUCCAAGCCGAUGCAGGCGAUGGGCGCAGUGGACCUACGCGCCCUAGAUCCAGAGGCGGCCUCCGUCCUGUGGUUGCUGGAGUUAUAGGAGCAGUCGUCACACUGGCUGUUGUUGGACUUCUUAUUACUGCUGCUGCGGUUUUCGGCGGAGCCCGUCUCUACCGACAAAGGAGCAAGAAGAGAUCUGAGCUCAAUGGCUUCAAAGGAGGUGAAAAGCUUGCCAGUGAUCAGGAUUUGACGAUUCCCAAAAGCGGUGCAAGUGCAUCCAUAGCUGUAGCCGGAGAAGGGCCAACUCGGGGCCAUGAGCGUGUCGGCAGCUGGGAACUUGGGGAUCAGAAAAAGGCAGAGGAGGCACAACAGCCUGGCCUGAACUCAUCUGCAACGGUGAUGAGGCGGCCAAGCUUUGAGGACGAUCUCCAUGUCAGCCCCUUUGCGGAUCCAGUCAAACCCAAUGAUCGGGUUUGA
Messenger RNA from Endocarpon pusillum Z07020, 1746 nucleotides. RefSeq lists its product as uncharacterized. Lineage: Eukaryota; Fungi; Ascomycota; Eurotiomycetes; Verrucariales; Verrucariaceae. The transcript has a single exon. Gene Ontology annotation, biological process: dephosphorylation. The coding region runs from base 1 to 1746 and encodes 581 amino acids. The record is from RefSeq and is a predicted model, not a curated record. Gene Ontology annotation, molecular function: phosphatase activity.